Molecule: messenger RNA, 7486 nt
Organism: Prionailurus viverrinus (fishing cat)
Lineage: Eukaryota; Metazoa; Chordata; Mammalia; Carnivora; Felidae
Product: zinc finger protein 426-like
Exons: 7
Coding region: 3043-4710 (555 amino acids)
Biological process (GO): regulation of transcription by RNA polymerase II
Molecular function (GO): DNA-binding transcription factor activity, RNA polymerase II-specific; RNA polymerase II cis-regulatory region sequence-specific DNA binding
Source: RefSeq, a predicted model, not a curated record
UCCAGGCUCUGAGCCAUCAGCCCAGAGCCCGACGCGGGGCUCGAACUCACGGACCGCGAGAUCGUGACCUGGCUGAAGUCGGACGCUUAACCGACUGCGCCACCCAGGCGCCCCAAAAAUCCCAGGUUCUAAAACAGACCGGGUUCUGUUACUGGCUGCUUACAAAAUCAGAGAAGGGAGUAUUGUUGAAACACCACAGGAAUGUACGUCAGUAAGGCCCAUGCCACGAAAAUCAGCUACCUAAAGACUAAAUUGUGAUGUUACUCUGUAAUAAUUUGUAUAUUAAUCAAAACAGGAAGGACAUAGGAAAGUGAAAGGCUAGUGUAUGUGUGUGUGUGUGUGUGUGUGUGUGUGUAUAGUACAUAGUAUAUAUAAAUAAACACAUGCACAUAAAUAAAUACAACAAGCAUAGACAAAACAUGUCAACCCAGUAUAUUUUAGGUUUAGUUUAGGUUUCUGGAAUUGGCCUUGAGGUGAUUGUCCAUUGUUCACUUCUUCAAGGCUAAUCCCCUACUUCCAGGCCUUGGAUACGUUGGGUGUUGGCGUUAGUCUUUGCAGUUCCCCCAGCAGUGUUUGUAUUAUUUCUCGAUGAUUAUGUCCAGUGGUGGGGUAUUCCAGGAUCCUCCUUUUAGAUUUUCCUGCCAUAAUGAUGGUUCUUACGCUACGGGUCAGAGAUAAGGGAAUUCUGCCAGGUGCCAAGAAUGUCUGUAUUGCAAUUACACAUUUAGACGCUGGGGAAAGAAAACCACAGAGUGGUAGCUUGCUGCAGCUGGGUUUAAUCUGAGUUCAUUGGAGUUAAGACUUUUUAAAAAGUUAUCUACCACCAGCCUCCACUUUGACUUGAUGGUGUGCCACAGUGAUAUAUUGGAUCCUUAGUACUUAGUGUCAUCUUAGAGAUGGUGUGGAAUAGUAUUUUCUUUUCCCCCGUGUAUAGUCAUUCUCAUGAAUGCUUAUGUGAAGGAUCUGUAUGAAGAUUUAUAGUAUGGAUUGUGGUGAUGGUGCAAAAUCCUUUGCUGAAGGGGUUCUAAGUUUGUCUAUGUCUGGAAGUUGGGUAGUGGGCUGUGAUUUUCCACUGGGGUGAGUCAAGUCAGAGUUUUGGUUAUUAGAGACUUAUUCUUACCGACAUCAAGUAAAAUUCUAGUACACAGGUUGGCAUACUGUGGACCCUGGGUCAAAUCUGGCCCUCCAGCUAUUUUUGUACGUAGAGCUUUAUACAAACUUAAAUGUAUUCAUUGGUUCUUUGAAACCACAAUGACAGAGUUCAAUAUAGCACAGGGACUAUUUGGCCUGCUUUGCCUAAAAUGUACUGUAUGGAUCUUUAGAGUAAGUUUGUUGACCUCUGUUAUAAUAGGCUGCCUGUCUGUUUCGUUGCAAGGGACUAAUUAGUUUCCCAUUAGUUAGCCACCACUAAAGAUCUCUGCAGGACAAAGCAUUCUGAUUUCCUGUUUCAUUCUCACUGGUCUUGACAGUUCAUGUGCCCACUUUGUCUUUGGUAAUUAAGUGUUACCUACUUCUGCUACUCUGGGUCCUCAUCAUUCCUACUGAAAUCAGGGAGUCCAUCUCAGUGAUGGUAUAUCACCUACAAUCAUACCUGACCUAUAGAGGAGAAUAACCACUUAGGCUUCAAGGGUAAGGUGCUCCACUUACCUGUUUCUCAGUAAAGUUGUGGAAAGAGUGUUCUGUUCCCUCAAGAUGGGAUGGGGAAUGGGGGCUGUGUAUCACACAUGAUAAAUCCAUUGCAACAUUCCUAUCUCCCUAGGAUUUGCUCCUUCAGAUUUUGUUGUGGAGUUCUGCUGGUAUGUGAACUCUUUCUGCUGGUAUGUGGGUCACCAAUGAGUCUGUGGUGCCAUCUAAGCUGUUAGAGCUUUCCCCAGAUCCAUGAGCUAGAAUGUAUUAAACCCAGACUGUCUAAAAAGCGCACCCAUGUCAAUGAAUUUGGCCCAGUUUAUUUGUUGUAUUUCAGCCUUCUAGGUUUGGCAUGCUUACAGCUGUUUCUCCCGUAGGGUACCCAGCUUUCUUCUCCAUAUUACUGGAGUUGAAACUAUUUUGUUGUGCAAGCUAUUUUAUCUUGCACUGUGUUGUAUUCCUGUUACUGUGGAUUUUGAACUGAACUAGUUAUGUUACCAGGGGCAUAGCACAUAGUUUGGGUGGGUCUUGAGGAGGAGCGUUUCUUUCCAAGACUUCUACCCCAAUGAGAUUUUUCCUCAGUAUUUUUAAGCAGAGGAAGGCUCAUUUCAGAAACGAAAGGGCAGGAUAAUUCCCUACUAUGGGAGCGUCAGUGUCUUAUGGAUUUAAGAUUGUGAGCUUCCUGUUGGUCCGACUAGAUGUCCCCAUUCCAGUUUUCAAGUACUCAUUCCUUUCUCAUCAGUGCCCUAAUUUUCACACGAACAACUAGUUGAGACAGCCAUUCUAAUUGUGGUGUUAUUUUUACCUGUGCAAUUAAAUUUCAUGUUUUAUUUUCAACAAUGUGAGUCCCGUGGCCACAAGAAAUGUGCUUUUUAAGAGCUGUCUUGAAGCCUUCUGGUUCUCAGGCCUUGAAUUGAGCUCGUCGUAGUAAAUCUGAGCAUGUCAUUUCGUGUGCAAGUCCAGCCAUAAGAAUCCUUGUACUCCUCACUAAUGAGGUAGCAGCCAAACAUAGCAUUUACUUGGACUCCCAAGCAAGUGCUUUUGUUUGCCUAUCUUCACAAUGAGCUACAGGUGAUAGCUUGAUUUUCAUAACGCAGCUGAAUGUCUUUCCCAUUGUCAGGGAGCUUAGCUCCUGGCUCCAGAACAAAGACUUGAUGAAAUCACACACUUGAUGAAUCUCCAUAUCUCAUCUCUACCAGUGUACCUCCUGCAGUCACUGUCCGUCUCAAUUUUGUAUAAGUCUGGGUGUAUGAUCAGGAGACAAAAAUCUCUCCUUGAUUUCUAGAUCUACAUGGGAAGAGUUUACAAAGAUGUAAAGAGUACUCUAUCCUAGAACUGAACAGAAUAAUAAGUUGCACUGAAGUGAUCUUGGCAUCCGAUUUUGCAUCAGGCAGAUUUCACCAUCAGUGUCCCAGGAUGGCAGCCAUUGAUUUGACCCAUGAUCUUUCUAGAGAUCAUUUUCCCCUUCAUGAGGAAAACACAGAGGCAGAAAGGAUGGUGGCUGUCUGGCUGAAAAAUUAUCAUCAGAUUUCAGUGACCUUUGACGACGUGGCAUUGGACUUCACCCAAGAGGAGUGGAUAUUACUGGACCUCUCUCAGAGAAACCUAUACAGAAACGUGAUGCUAGAGAACUACCAGAACCUGGUCACAGUAGAAUAUCAACUGUCGAAACCUAAGCUGAUCGCUUGGUUGGAACAACAAGAGCUAAGGGCAGUGGAGCAGGGUAUUUUGCAAGAAUGGGAGACAGGACUUCAGACUAAAGGGUCAGAAUCUCACCAGGAUUUUUUUGGAGGAAAAACAGCCAGUGAAAUACAAAAAGAGAGGACCCACCAUGGAGUAGAACUCUCUGACUGUCAGCAAAGUGGGAAAGACUUGAGGAAGCACUUCAACCUUAAGACACACGUGAGAACUCAAAAUAGAGAGAACGCUUUUGAGUGUAACCCAUAUCACAAUGGCUUCCUUAAUCUGCAAAAGAAAAACUCUCCUAGAGAGAAGCUUUCUGAGUUGAAUCGGUGUGGUAAAAUCUUGCGCCUGACUCCACCUAUCAUGUAUGAGAGAACCAGCCUGGCAGGGAAGUCUUUGGAAUGCAGCGACUGUGGGAAAACAUUCAUUAAUCAUUCCCAUUUUCAGGCGCACAUGAGGAUUCACACUGGAGGAGAUUUUGAUGAAUGGAAGCCGUUUAUAAGAGCUUCAGUCUUCUCAGCAGGCCAUACUGAGCAUGUGCAGACACAUACUCAAGAACCCCAUGAAUGUAAACAAUGUGGGAAAUCUUAUGCAGAUUCCAAGUGCCUCAAUAAUCACAUCAUUCGACUUCACACUGGAAUAAAACCCUUUGAAUGUAGUGAAUGUAGGAAAGCCUUUGCUACAUCCUCCCGUCUUUAUGUGCAUUUGAGACUUCACACCGGAGAGAAACCCUAUCGGUGUAAAGAAUGUGGGAAACACUUCCAGUGGCCCUCGCUCCUUCGUAAACAUGUUCGAACUCACAGUGGUGAGAAGCCCUAUAAAUGUAAGGAAUGUGGAAAAGCCGUCAGUCGUUCGUCAGUUCUUAAUGAACAUUUGAGAAUUCACACUGGAGAGAAGCCGUAUAAAUGUAAGGAAUGUGGGAAACGUUUCGCUUGGCUCUCGGUCCUUCGUAAACACGUUCAAACUCACAGUGGUGAGAAGCCCUAUAAAUGUAAGGAAUGUGGGAAAGCCCUCAGUAGUUCCUCAAUUCUUAACGAACAUUUGAGAAUUCACACUGGAGAGAAGCCGUACAAAUGUCAGCAAUGUGGGAAAGCCUUCACUAAUUCCUCACGACUUAGUGUACAUUUGAGAACUCACACUGGAGAGAAACCCUAUCAAUGUAAGGAAUGUGGGAAAGCUUUCGUUUGGCCCUCAGUCCUUAAAAAACAUUUACGAACUCACAGUGGAGAGAAGCCCUAUGAAUGUGGUGAAUGUGAGAAAGCCCUUGGUAGUUCCUCGUAUCUUCAUGAACACUUGAGACCUCACACUGGAGACAGACCCUUUCAAUGUGGUGAAUGUGGGGAAGCCUUUAGGACUUUCUCCUAUUUUCAUAGCCAUUUGAGAAAUCACUCUAGAGAGUAACCCUGUGAAUGUAAGCACUGUGGGCAAGCUUUCACUGCUGCUUUCAUCUGGAUUCAACACUGAAGAAUCCACACUGGAGAGAAGCCCUGUUGAUGUAAGGAAUGUGGGAAAGACCUCACUUGGUCCUCCAGCCUUCACAAGCGUAUACAGACUCACAGUAGAGGGAAGCCCUGUGAGUGUACGGGAUGUGAGAAAGCCUACACCACUUCCACAACUGCAAAUACACAUUUGAAGUCCCACUGGAGAGAAGCCCUUUGAGGGUACACACGGAGGGGAGGCGUUCACCGUUUGCUCAAGCCGAACUCCAUGCGUGAAAACUGAUACCGCAGAGCAACCCCUUAGACAUAAAGGAGUGCGAGAAAGCCUUCACGUCAUGGUCACAACGUAACACCUAAAAAAUGCACCAUAGAUUAUGUACAGAAUAAUUGUGACCAAUUUGUUACCUUCCUGCUAGUCUAGUUUCUACACCUUGGUUGCAGCCUGGUCCCAAGUGAGACUACCACCGUUAGACUUAAUGCUGUUCAAGCCACCCGGGUUGUCUGGUCGCGUGGACCUUGUCUAAUACUGUGAAGACGGUGAACAUUGGAAGUAGUUAGUUCACUGCUCAGAGAGUCCACUGAUGGUGCCUCAUGGAGGUGAAGGUGUGGGGGUGGUAUAUGUCUCUAAAUUUCCUGAAAAUGCUCUUGGUUCUGUCUCACACCUGAUCUUUCUGGGUCAGAAAAGACUUUAGAAAUGGUGAGGGUUAUACACCCAGAUUUCAUAGCUCUGCAAAGAGAGCUACACACCCAGUACUGGGUUAGAAAAUACUUUCAAUCUCAGUGUGCGGAGAGAUUGGGAACAGAGCUCCUAGAUCACCACAACCCGGAAGAAACCAAUUAUGUUGUUUGCCUGUGUUUAGAAAUAGCUGCAGCUGGCACGUGACUUACUGGUUAGUUUCUCAUCCUUUCAUAUGUGGGAGAUAGAGAACCUUGUGAAUAUGGCAAGUCCUGAUAAUCUGAAGUACUUGCUGCCACCACUGGCAGUUCUUCAAAUUGACCUUUGGAUAGAGACGCAGAAUCCACCAGAACCUUGUUUCCGUACUGAGUUGACACAUUCAUACACUCGUGACCCUUGAGCAGCCUUUAGUUUUGUUGUGGGUGGCCUCGGAGGCCACAGCAGCUUAAUGUCAUGUUCGUUUGGGUUUAAACCAGUGGAGUACACGCCGAGUCAAAUGUAGCGAUGAUCCUGAUCAGAAGUGACCUGGGCACAUUUGUCUUAGGUUUAUGUUUGGAGGAGGUUGGGAUAUGAAGUGAUUCUCUUGGGUGUAGGUGGGGGUGUAGGCUUCACUGCUUCGUGUGGGUUGCAGUGUAGAAUACGCUGGCCUUCGGUGGCAUCAUUGGAUUAUUGCAAAGCCUACUUGUCCUCAUUCCAACGAUCUGAUACCCUCAUCAGUAACAUCUGUGUUUGUCAAUAACCACGCUUGCCGACUUUUUGUCUCAUUAGGAUCCUCUUUUCGUAGUCUGAUUGUCUCUUCCUUAAUAAGAAUGUCUUCUAGAUGGGGAAAUGUAAAGCACUUUCCACCUGGUGGGUCUCACUGCUGUGACCUCCAUUUCCUAUGGGAGAAGCCUGGCAGUGUAGUUCAGUUCUGCUGGAACCAUUCUUCCCAGAGAAGCUUGAUUGCCUCAGUGAUGUACACUGUGGUACCCCCCAUGCUGGACCCCUUCAUCUACAGCCUGAGGAAAAGGAUGUGAUGGGGGCCCUGGGAAGUCUUCACCUAAGAGAGAUGGGCCCUGAUGGGCCACUGGUCUCAGAACCGAGAGGAUAUUGUGGGCCCCAAAUGCAAAUGUUGUGGAUUUAAAUCUUGCGGUUAUUUUUCUCUUGUAAUAGAAACUUCAUUUCCUCUGUUUCCAGAGCACCCAUGAUGUGCUUGUAUUUGUCUUUGUAUUUGUUUCUCAACAACUUCUUUAGUAGUUCCUUUGUUACCUUUCUUCCCUAAUUACAGUUCCAGAAUUCUUUGGUCAGAUUUCCUGUAGCCAUUCCUGACAUGGCCAACAUUAGAUGUGAAACACUUCCAUCAAGUGCUGGCCUGCUUUCCUCAACUGCCCUCUCAAAUGUUGAUACUCUUCAAGUGCAUUUAUUUGGGUGCAUUAUUCACAUGAAGAAGGGGCAUGAAAAGGCUACUACAGUUGUAAUUAAAGUCCUUGCCAUGUCAAAACUGUUCAUCCUGUUUUACAUGUAUAAUUUCAUGCAAUUAUGAUGUUUCUUACAGAGAUCUUCUCAUUUACCCCAUUUCCCACCAAUAGCUUGUGAUUGCAAUGGAUUCUACCAUAGAAACAGGGAUGUGAUUUUCAACUUCCAGUGUAGGAAUGUGAUUUGAGUGGUAGUUUGCUUAGGAGUUUCUAUGUAGUAUGUUGCAUAGGAGAAGUCUGAGAUACUGCCUCAUUCUUUGCCUUCUGUCGUCCUCCUAUCAAUCCCUCUUUUCUUAUCCAUGUUUAACUGCACCUUUAUUUUCCAUCAUUGCUACCUUAAGAUAUGCCCCGGGACCUCAGGUGGAAACUCCUUUUCUCAUUGCAUGAUUGGCAGCUGGUGGAGGGAAAGAAGAAUGAAAAAUGAGUGUUUGAUGGGUAGAGUUUCCCUUUGGGAAUAUGAAACCAUCUGGAAACAGCGGUAAUGGUUGCACAAAACAAAAACAGAAAAAAAAAACCAAUGUAUUUGAUGUGAACAGAAUAGAAUUGUACACCUAAGUGUUUAAAAUAGUGAAUUUUGUUACAGAUAUUUAAACACAAUAAAAAAGUAA